AUGAAGUUGCUGAUUAGGAGUUCAGGACGACAAACGGUGCCAGCGGUUGGAGGUGGUGAGUGCCCCGAUGCGGCUCUGGAAGCAGGGAUUGGGGACAGGAUGCAGGGCGAGAUGACGGGUGCUAGGCAGGUGUCCGAAGCAAAAACUGCAGAUAGCAGUAAAGAGGAAAAUAAACCAACACCGCACUACGAAGAAAAGUGA
Messenger RNA from Gongylonema pulchrum, 201 nucleotides. Lineage: Eukaryota; Metazoa; Nematoda; Chromadorea; Rhabditida; Gongylonematidae. The record is from the annotation of a GenBank genome assembly.